This is a messenger RNA of Haliotis rufescens (red abalone), 676 nucleotides long. Its product is annotated as phosphatidylethanolamine-binding protein 4-like. The transcript has 4 exons. The record is from RefSeq and is a predicted model, not a curated record. NCBI's taxonomy places the organism in Eukaryota, Metazoa, Mollusca, Gastropoda, Lepetellida, Haliotidae. The coding region runs from base 80 to 613 and encodes 177 amino acids.
AUUGGGCGACGUGGUGUCAUUUGAAGAAAUAACUAAGGCACCGUGUUUAGUCCUAAAACCGAGGUUCAUCUGUUCAACUAUGUCAUCGAACAUGCACCACAGUACGGCAUGGUGCAUGUGCGUCCUCCUGAUGCUAGUGACGUCAGUGAUUCACGUGUCACUGCCAUGCAGAGUAGACGGAGAUAUCUGCCAGAGAAACUCCCUAUUGAAGAUCUCAUUUCCUUCGAGUUCAACCGUGCGAUGUAACGAAUUACUGGUUCGUCACCAGACAGAGGCCAUGCCAACUGUUGAGUUUGCAGAGGCAGAAAGGGGACAGAACUACCUAUUUGUAAUGCUGGAUCCGGAUGUGCCUUCUGGCUGCUCAUAUCUCCACGCCAUUGCGAUUGUCGACUUCCAGAAUGGUCAACUGGCGUUCCAGAAACGCCUGGUGGAUUAUAUACAGCCAUCGCCACCAAGCGGCACACACCGAUACCAGAUGUACUUGUACACGUGGCCGAGUGUUGACGACAGCGUCGUGUACGAGCGCCUACCCUUCGACGUUGCUAAAUUAGAGGAAGACAACAACCUCAACGAACCGGUAGCCCUGUUCCAGUUUCGUGUUUCCAGUAACUGAAACAAUUCGAGACAAUUCCCUUUUCAAUUUUUCAUCAUUUGAAUAAAUUAUUCAGAUCCUGUU